Messenger RNA from Babesia ovata, 4899 nucleotides. Its product is annotated as Ribosome-binding protein 1. The transcript has a single exon. NCBI's taxonomy places the organism in Eukaryota, Apicomplexa, Aconoidasida, Piroplasmida, Babesiidae. Bases 1 to 4899 code for a protein of 1632 amino acids. The record is from RefSeq and is a predicted model, not a curated record.
AUGGCGGGGCACGGAGUCAAGUUAGACACCCUAAAGGACUGUCUCAUGUUCCUGGAGUGGUUGAAUGAUAAGAAAGGUAUGCAGGGCCUGGUGGCCAAAGAGCUGUGUGAUCGUAUUAAACAAUAUUAUCAGAAGGAGGCAACAACUCUUGCUGUAGACGUUGAAAAGGGCUUGUCCCCGUUCCUCAACAAGGCCUCAACGUUCUAUAAUAAGCUGGCCACAAAUGCUGUUGCCGGCAAUCAUGAUGGUAAAAGCGCAAAGGAAGUCACCGAUGCGCUUCUAGAGUGUCUCCCGAAAUUUCUUGCCGCCAUUUACUUCUUGCAGUACUGCAUCAAUAAUACCUUCAAAGAGCUGGGCGGCGGGGGGUGGCAGUAUGACUGGCUAGGAUACGAUGGGGAGCAAUGGGACUGGAGUCGGUUCAAGUAUGUGAGUGGCGGUGACCUUGCUAAAUAUCUCUACGCGAGAACCGACGACCAAAAGUACAGCCAAAUCCCCGGGUUGAUACCAGGCGGGUUCGGUAAAGACGAGGUAAAGCAGGGCUCUUUGGGGUCUGGCUACCCCCAGGGAACUCAAAUGUAUGUGGACCUAGAAGCCAUUGUAAAAAAGAACCCCUACAAUUUCUUUCGCAGCGUCUUUGUCAGUUCCGCCAUUGGAGAAUCAGCCAAUCGUAACGAGAGCACGGCUAACGCUCUCUCGCUGGUGAGAACCUUUUGCGACAUUGUUCUUGGGGAGAAAGACAAGGAAGGCGGUAAGUUAAUAGCCGCAUUAAAUGCAGAUCUAAAAAGUCACGUGUAUUCAUCCGGCAAAUCCAUUUGCUGGAAAGACUUAAGAGCACAUUGCGAUAUGCUUAGAAAACAAUUUGACAGAUUUCUCGUACAUAAAAGCUUUGACUUCACAGGACAGUCGACGGAUACCAAGCAUCUGAAUAAAGAGGAGUUGGCGAAGAAAACAGCGGAUUGGUUCAGAACGAAUCUGAUCCUUGUGCGGGGAAAAUUGAAUGAUAUUAAAUCAUAUGAAGCUUCGAGUAAGGAUCUUGGUGCAUACUUCACAAAAAACCUCUUCCCCUACGGAUUCACAUUUCAUGGACAAACCCGCUUUGGAAUAUCGGAAACGGAUGCAAACAGUUUAGCAAAGGAUCUGUACACUGUAAUCAAUGAGCUUCAGAGAAGUGGCGGCGAUUUGGAGAGGCUUGUGGAGAUUCUGAAUGGUGAAGGAAAAACAUGUAAAGAGCCUGAGCCUCCACCUAAAAAGCCUGAGGUGCCGCCUGCCAAGGAUCAUGAAGGAACUCCCAACCAAGGCAAGAAAGCUGAGGGAGCACAGAACCAGGGCAAGAAAUCUGAGGGCGCACAGAACCAGGGCAAGAAAUCUGAGGGCGCACAGAACCAGGGCAAGAAAGCGGAGGGAGCACAGAACCAGGGCAAGAAAGCGGAGGGAGCACAGAACCAGGGCAAGAAAAGUGAGGGAGCGCAGAACCAGGGGAAGAAAGUGGAGGGGACUUCAGAUCAAGAUACUGGUCAAGGUCGAGAUGUGUCUUCAGGUUCAGCAAGUGGAGACUCUGCUAAAACUCCGUCUCCCGGUGCUCCAGGCCCGCCGGGGUCUACUGGCGAUGAAGGACAGCAAGGGAUUACUGGUCCAGUGACUCCGGCAUCUACUCCGGUUCCAGGUUCCCCAGUUCAAACUCAUGACCAAACUUCGCCUAAAGGGCUUCCAGGCAUGUCAGUUCCUCCACCUCCGCCGCCCCCUCCCCCUCUUCCUGGAGGCCCUGGCAUCCCUGAGUCCACUAGUCAGCCGGGUGGUACGGGUCAGGGUUCAAAGGGCGGUGAUGCUUCAGGUCAACAGCCUGGUGCCUCUCAAGGUAACGUGCUUACUCAGCCUACAAGUGCUUCAGGUCCAAGCUCUGUGUCAGCUGGUGGCCGGGGGGCUGUGUCAGCUGGCAGUGGAGGGGCUGGUCAACAAGGUAAUCGAGAUGUUACUCAACCAACAAGUCAAAGCACCGAUCACGAUUCAAGCGGCGACGCUAAUACGUCGGAUGCCCCGGCGUCUGGUGGAGGGACUCAAAGUCCAAAGUGUGCCAAGGACUUUACGCCCGUCACACUUUGGCAGGGUAGCGGUACGUACUGUGUUAGAGAUGCAAAGUCUCCUGUCCAAAAUUACUAUAAAGAUAAUGAUACCACCAGUCAGCAACUCUGGGAGGACUAUAAGCAGCGUGAAAUAUUGCCGCUGAUUGAAGAAAAAAUAAAAGCAAGGAGGCGUGAGAAGGAAGAGGAGGAACGCAAAAGGGAAAACGAGCGUCAACUUAAAUAUCAGUCCAUGCUUCCAGAGAUUGGAGUACUAUACAAACCACGAGAGUCCUCGCAGAACCUGGAGGAGGCGUAUCGUACGGCUGUGCAGAAUAAAAUGAAAGAUGCAGCGCCGAAUGUGUCUCUCGAGAUCACUCGGCGUACAGGCGCUUAUGCAAACAAUCAUGACGAUGGAGUAACGGCCGAUGUAGAUGAACCGUUGGCGUUCGACAUUGCCAAACCGGAUCCCUUAGACCUUAGCAAGUACGUUGUUUUGGAUAUUGUCAAGCCAGACCUGUUGGAAGAGAAAAAACCCGUAGCCUCUGAUCUUUACAAGUCAGUGGCGUUAGGGGUUAAGGGGAGAAGUGAGGCAGAUGGGUUUGACAAUCCAGCGGUGGCUAUUCUAGACGGGCAAGAUGCGCUGGAGGACCAUGUACCUGUGUUGCAGAAUCCACAGGAGGCUGAGAAACAGGAAAUGCUCGCGCAGCAAGGUAAUGCCUUAACUGGAACAACCACCGAUAACUACCAAGGUAUAAGUGCGUUUAAACCUCGGCCAGGUGCCCAUCCCAUUGGGACGUUUAGUGGUAAUGCGUUAUAUAAACUAGAUACACCUAACGCAAUGCCACUUAACGUAGAGUUUACGGGCCAGGCAACUCCAAACGCCCAAGGCAUACAGAAUUCUACGCCGUCCGGGUUUUUCGCUGCCAUUGGCAUACCUAAGGGCCGGCCGUUAAAACCAGCGAACUAUGUCCGGGCUUUGCCGCCCGUGUCGGACAUCACAGGCAAGAGUAUACCUGAUCGUGAUCUAAAUGCACGCCUUCUUCCUCCUUCACCAAUUGGUAAGCACCCUGUUCCCAUAAUGCAGCCUGGUAAAAGAGAACAAGAUGUGGACCGUUACCAGCCUGCCGUUAUUCGCAGAGACCUAAUUCGUCCCAAAUUCCCGACCAUUGUUGAGUAUAUCGAUGAUCACCCGGGGCUUAUGAUCGAUCCAGGCAUCUGCCCUGCGUCUUAUGGAAAUUCCGUCCUACCCGUCGGCCGAAUGGUACCGCCUACAGAUUAUUUCAGUCCAUCACCUAAGACGGUGCGUGAAAUGCUGUGCUGGCUGAGCGAUCUGCCUGGUGCGCCGGGGUACGCCGCACUGACACAACACAUUGCGGGCUUCUUUGACCGCUCCAAGAUUAUUGCGCCGCCCGCAUCUUUCUCAGACAAUGAUUUUAUGGUUACUCUGUCUGACACGUGCUGCCACGCCAGCGCUGUCCUUACGGGAAUUCAUGGGUCCAAGCCUCCGGACCUAUCGCAAUUCCACUAUGAACGCUACGACGUUCCAUUGAUGCACUACUCCGAAGAUCCCUGCACGAUGCUGUGCCAGUUGCUCAGUUACGUUUAUGCGGCGUGCCAUCAGUUAUCGUUUCUCCGCACUCAGUGCAGCCGGGACACGCACUCUGGUGGAUGGCGUGACUGCAAGUUUGGUAGAGACGUGAAGGUCUCUAAAUCAUGGAAGUGCUCCAAAUCUCCGGUGGAUCCUACGAAAUUGAAGGGUCACGGCUGCGACGCCUCCCCGCUGCAAGGCUUUCUCACCGACCAGUCUGUGCUGUCAACCUACUGGUAUCAGAGGGGCAAUAUAUGCCGGCGGAGCCGUGUGAAAAUGGGCUUUCUUCCGCACGAUUUGCGUGAAGAGUCCAAGCAUGGAUUCUACAUUUAUCAGAUUCUGAAAGGCCUGUGUUACAAUGCCGACCAACUGGAGAAGCUUUGCACAUACCUCAACUGCCUCACCAGGCGGACGCCGCGCACCACAGGGGAGCUUGUCUCGUUCUUUCACAAUUUCGGGAAUUCACUGCACAAGCCUCCAUCAGAGUUGUCCAUGCUGGGCUCCGCUCUCUCCGCUCCACAUGAAAACUGCCCCAAGUGGGACUCUCUUGCUGCCGACGACCUCCGAGUCAUCAAGGACGCACCUGGUUACGCCCCUUCCAGCUCCAACCACCAAGAUCAUCCCGAUACCCUGUCCACGCUGCUUGGUUGCGGCAUCAAUAAUUUAAAGUGCUCACAACUUAUGAAGCCCAUCACCUACCGGGCCUACACCCUGUACUCUUCCAGCUUCGUACACCACUACCUCAGCUGGGCGGUGUACCUACCCGACAGACUUUGGGAGUCGUUGGACAGACUGAGCAGAGACAUGAAGAAGCAUGAUAGCGUAAAGUGUGCAUCCCUUCAUAACUGCGCCGACGCUCUGCCCCUCCUCUACUCUCACGGGUUCACUCCGCCGGACGGGACUCCGCAGUCGCCACUCACGUGUUCCGAGGUCAUCGUCAAGCUGGAGGAAGUGGUCUCCGGAAAGCCUAUCGCAAGGCUCAUGACCGCCAUGGACAAUUUCCUCUACAGAGUCCGGGAGCCCUUCUUCUAUACUCUGCUCACACUGUGGUCUGCCGCGUUCCUCGUCCUAGCUCACACGUUGCUCUACCGCAUCGACGUAUUGCGCAUCCGCUCCCACCUCCUCACCACCAGGGCCUCCCACCUCAUCGACGUCAAGGCGCUGCUCGCCGGCAGCCGCAGGAUGCUCUCACUCUACCACGGCGUCGACUACUUCGACGACGACCCAAUGGGUCAACAUGAUAUCAGAUAG